UCGAGUUCCUUGCCCCUUGGGCGAGAUCCGAGAGGAGAGCCACUGAGGAGGAAAAGGGGGAGUUAAGAGAGAGGGAGAGAGAGAGGAGAGUGCGUGACAGAGGGGUUGCGAGAGAGAGAAAGGACGCUGCCGUUAAUAGAGGAGAAAACGUUUGGUGGCGGAACAGUGUACAUCCCAAGGACUAAAGCAUUGCCUUUGGAUUUAUCAGUCCGAGCAUAUUUUUCCCCCUCUUUUUUUGUUUUCCCCCUUUUUCUGUUUGUUUAAAACUGCGAGGAUGUCUGGACAGAGCAUAACGGAUCGGAUAACGGCAGCGCAACACAGUGUUACCGGUUCCGCGGUGUCCAAAACUGUGUGCAAGGCAACCACGCACGAAGUCAUGGGGCCAAAGAAGAAACAUUUGGAGUGUCUGAUCCACUGCACCAAUGAGAUGAAUGUGAACAUCCCUCAGCUGGCCGACACGCUGUUCGAGCGCACCACCAACACCAGCUGGGUGGUCGUUUUCAAAUCCCUCAUCACCACACACCACAUUAUGGUCUACGGCAAUGAGAGAUUUGUACAAUAUCUGGCCUCCAGGAACACAUUAUUCAACCUCAGUAAUUUUUUGGACAAAAGCGGGUUACAAGGGUAUGACAUGUCCACCUUCAUUCGGAGGUACAGCCGCUACCUGAACGAAAAGGCAGUCUCAUACAGACAAGUGGCUUUCGACUUCACAAAAGUAAAAAGAGGGGCGGAUGGCGUAAUGAGAACUAUGAACACAGAGAAGCUCUUAAAGACCAUCCCUAUCAUCCAAAACCAGAUGGAUGCACUCCUCGACUUCAACGUAAACGCUAAUGAGCUCACAAACGGGGUCAUUAAUGCUGCAUUCAUGCUUCUGUUUAAAGACGCCAUCCGUCUGUUCGCGGCCUACAAUGAAGGGAUCAUCAACUUGCUUGAGAAGUACUUUGACAUGAAGAAAGCCCAGUGUAAAGAAGGCCUGGACAUCUAUAAGAAAUUCCUCACUCGAAUGACGAGAAUCUCAGAAUUUCUCAAAGUGGCGGAGCAAGUGGGAAUCGACCGAGGGGACAUUCCAGACCUAUCACAGGCCCCCAGUAGCCUUCUGGAUGCCCUUGAGCAGCAUUUGGCUUCAUUAGAGGGGAAAAAGGUCAAAGACUCCACGGCUGCCAGCAGAGCCAGUACGCUGUCCAAUGCGGUGUCCUCUUUGGCCAACACGGGUAUCUCUUUCACCAAAGUCGAUGAGAGGGAAAAGCAGGCAGCUCUGGAGGAGGAGCAGGCUCGAUUAAAAGCACUUAAGGAGCAGCGUCUGAAGGAACUGUCCAAGAAGCCCUCCACAUCUUCCACGACUGCAGCGUCUCCCGUAUCAACAGAGACGGGAACCAUCAGUUCCACCCCAGCCAUUGACCUGUUCUCCACACCCAGUAGCUUCAAUAACAGUACUCCGAAGGUGCCGAGCGAUCUUUUGGACCUGCAGCCCGCGUUCCAGCACUCCCUGCCUCUCUCCACCGGCCUGCCUUUAGCCAACACAUGGGGAGAUCCUUUCACGUCUACAGAGGCUGUUGACGACUCCAUUCCAAACUUAAAUCCUUUCCUUACAAAUCCAGUUGUUGAUCCUGUCCAUCUGCCUGUUGUGUCUUCAGAUGCUGUUAGUUUUUCCUCUAGGACACCCAGUCAUGAAAUGUUCGGUGAUAAUUACAAUCCCUUUAUUGAUUCGAGCUGUUCCGUUGCAUCACCCGUCGAGCCCUCUGCUCGGAUGGGCUGCUUCCUCUCAGACUCGUUCUGUUCUCCGGCUGCCUACCCUAACACUCCUCUCUUCCACUCUGAGCCCUCCGCUGUAGCUGGACUAUUCGGAGGGUUCGCUGCACCUCCCGCCGCCCAGCCUCCCAGUUCGACGGGCCUUAAUGUUGACUUUGACUCUGUAUUCGGCAAUAAAUCGGCCGCCCACAACACGGACUCGACUGAUGAUAUUUUAGGUGGCAUCCUGAAACCCACAGUGACCUCUCCCAACCAGGGCCUGACGCCCUGCGUCCAACAGCAAGGCAAAUUGGUUUCCGAUGACUUGGAUUCCUCCCUCGCCAACCUUGUGGGAAAUCUCGGUAUUGGAAAUGGAACAGCAAAGAAUGACAUUCAUUGGAGUCAACCCGGUGAGAAGAAGUUGACUGGAGGAACCAACUGGCAACCAAAGAUGGCUCCGACCACAACAUGGAACCCUGCCACCAUGAAUGGCAUGCUUUUCCCACAAUACGCUCCUUCUGUCAUGGCCUUCCCUGCCACGACACCCACAGGAAUGAUGGGAUACGCAAUGCCCCCUCAAAUGGGCUCCAUGACUAUGAUGACCCAGCCCACCAUGAUGUACACUCAGCCUGUGAUGCGGCCAGCCAAUCCCUUCGGCCCAGUCUCAGGGGCACAGCUCUCUACAGCCUCUAGUCCUUCCAGUUCAAGUCCUCUCAGAGCUCCGGGACAGGACCCUUUUGCACAGCUGUCUCUGAAGGAUUUCCUUUAGAUGCAGUUCAUGUAGGUGAAGGAGGGUCGACACUUCCCAAGAAUGAAUUACACGGCAAUCUCAAACCUUUAAUCUCUCUCCAGUUGGCUAUUCGACUCUUCACAGAGUUCUGCCCCAGUACAAACCUGUGUAGGAAUCAGAGGGAGGGGUGGGAGGGGCUUUAUGGAAUAUGAUGGGUGGGGUUGGGAGGGCUAAGACUCUGUUGCCCAGAGAUGGAGGACACCGCGCUCAUUUUGUAAUUUGUCGCGAUAAAAGUUAUUUUACCGUCUAUAACGAAACACAUGGGUGUUGAGAGAGCGUGAGUGCCAGAAUGUGGUGGGUUUUCACGCAAACACGACCUCACUUUUUUCCAUUGAAUGCAAAAAGAGGGAUUUGGGUGGAGUUCUGUCUUUAUCCGAUCACCAAUCAAAGCAUUACCUGAUUUAACCAUCACCAAUUAGAAAUUCUAACAUCGGUUUCUACUAUGAUUUCUACUUUUUUAUGUUAUGACGUUUGCAGUAGACAUUCCUUGUGUAUCGUCUGUAUUUAUUUAUGAUUUGCCCACUGAGGACAUGAAAGAAAUGAAUAAUCUUUUUGUUUUUUCUUUUGAAUUAUGCGUUCAUAUGGGUAUGAUUGGUUGUAUAAUUCGGAUUUUGAGUGACUGGAUUAUGAAAAAAGAUAUAUAAUAUAAAAAUGGGGGAAAAUGGACACCUAUAAACUGACUGAUACAGCACUAAGUAUUCUCAGAAGCAGUUUUAUGUCUAGUGCAAUUUCUUUGUAGCUCAAACGCUCACGGCCCUCCAUUCGUACUCGCAUAGGAUCAAAUGUACCAAUCAUUAUGCCACAUAGUCAGUUCUGUGCCCCAGGGAGGUGGGUGGGUUUUCGUGAGGGAGCAUUUAGCAAAGCACUACAUUUGUGAUUCAGCGACAUUGCAUUUGGGGAAGAUCUGUAUUGCUUUCUGCUUCGCAUGUCAUUAUUUUACAUUUGAGCAUUAUAUGGCUGCCUUUUCAACCUGAAUGUGCAGAGUUGCCUUCAUUUUCGGGCCAUCUAGAAGGAGAAUAGUUGUGUGUGUGUGUGUGUGUGUGUGUGUGUGUGUUUGUGGAUGCAAGUGUGUGAAUGUGAGCAAGAAACGCAGGUUGCCGUCUGUAUCGGGAUGGGGUCAGUAGUGUCUAGCUGUAUGUCCAGUGGAGGGGCGAAAUGGGGUGCUGUUGAUCAGUGCCCCGUGUACAUAAAACAGGCCCUGUCCAAUAGGGAAGUACACAAAAGGUGGUCCAAAUAUGAGGGCGAUUCUGUCCAUUGGUUUAUCAUAUUUACUGCAUCAUCCCUGCAGAUUAUAUUUUGUUUAUAUGACAAAAAAGAAAUGAAGCAGAAUUUGGGUGAUUUUCAAAUAAAGUGCAGCUUCCACAGAA
Messenger RNA from Carassius gibelio (silver crucian carp), 3885 nucleotides. RefSeq names its product phosphatidylinositol binding clathrin assembly protein a (gene picalma). Gene Ontology annotation, molecular function: 1-phosphatidylinositol binding; SNARE binding; clathrin heavy chain binding. The record is from RefSeq and is a predicted model, not a curated record. Gene Ontology annotation, biological process: clathrin coat assembly; synaptic vesicle budding from presynaptic endocytic zone membrane; clathrin-dependent endocytosis. Lineage: Eukaryota; Metazoa; Chordata; Actinopteri; Cypriniformes; Cyprinidae. The transcript is spliced from 25 exons. The coding region runs from base 275 to 2497 and encodes 740 amino acids. Gene Ontology annotation, cellular component: extrinsic component of presynaptic endocytic zone membrane; synaptic vesicle; clathrin-coated vesicle.